Molecule: messenger RNA, 1540 nt
Organism: Strongylocentrotus purpuratus (purple sea urchin)
Lineage: Eukaryota; Metazoa; Echinodermata; Echinoidea; Camarodonta; Strongylocentrotidae
Product: beta-1,3-galactosyltransferase 5-like
Exons: 1
Coding region: 320-1405 (361 amino acids)
Cellular component (GO): membrane
Molecular function (GO): hexosyltransferase activity
Source: RefSeq, a predicted model, not a curated record
UCAUCGCGUGGCAGCAGCGACUGAAUGUAAUGGAGGUGGAUCGUAUCUUCGUCUGUAAAAUGGCUUUAGGAGGGAGGACACUUUGUAUAUUUUGAGUGACUGAUUUGGAAUAUCGACAUUAUUUCUAAUUUUCACCACGUGUUAUCAUUGUGAUCAACGUACUUCCAAAUGUAACCAAUGUAACAAUGAUAGAACAACACGUUAACACACGGUUUGAUGUACACAGACGGGAUCUCUCUGAAAAUACAAUUGUCGAUAGUAUAGCCAGCAUACUACUAGACCCUUCUCUUCUUAUCAGUGGAAUUAACCAGUCAACACGAUGGGAUAUAUAAAGAAACGACUUAUUAUUUAUGUGUUCUGCAUUGCUACUACUACUACCAUCCUUACUACCAUCUACCAUAACAUAUUUUCUACGUCUUAUCAAGUAGAAAAAGUAACCAAAGGAAGAUUACCACCAAGAGCUGUUUUUUCAAAUGGGAAAAACAGAAAUGUCAGCGCUGUUGGAUAUAAUGUCACGGCACAAACUAUGCCUCCCGAAAAUAAACUAAAUCCGGCUCCUUUGCGCGGAUGGAUGAAAACUGUACACUGGGAACCAGGAGCUGAGCUGGAUAUAUAUGACUUUUUAAUCAAUCCUGUCGAUAAGUGCAAUGCUGGAAAAGGUAAUAUCACAUUACUUGUCUUAGUCAAAUCAGCACCAGGUCAUACUGCACGCAGGAAUGCCGCCAGACAGACGUAUUUCAGUGGGGCCGUAAAAUAUAAUGUAUCCACGAGGUUGCUUUUUAUCGUGGGGGAUUCCGAAGCACGAGACGAGAGAGAAAACAUCCAGGAAGAGGCCCGAAGACAUGGAGAUAUCCUGAAGGUGGGCUUCCACGAUAGUUAUUACAAUCUCACCGUCAAGCUCGUCAUGGGAUUUAAAUGGGCCUUACAAUUUUGCAAUAACAGUGAAUUCUUGAUGUCAAUGGAUGACGAUGUCAUGGUCGAUAUCGUGACCCUGGUCAACGACCUCCACGCUUUACCCCCGAACGAUCACUCUCAAUUCGUGCUGGGAUCUAAGGGAUGGGAGUUAAGUCCACAUCGUAACGUAAAAAGUAAAUGGUACAUACCAGAGGACAUCUACCCUGGCAAGACGUGGCCUCCAUUUCCAUUCGGGCAUGGGUAUGUUAUGUCACAUCAAGUAGUCGAAAGACUGUAUCUGAUAUCCAGAGAAUUUCCAGCGAGAAUACCGUUUGAUGAUGUUUAUUGCGGUAUACUCUUGGACAAGUUAAGCAUCAGAAUCAUCCACCGACGUAGAUGGUUUAAAAAUCGCCACCCGCAAAAAAGAGAGCUGGAUUAUUUAAAGAUUGAGCUAUCAACGCAACAAAUGGAAAGAGCUUGGAAAAGUUUUGAAGGAGACUUUGAAAACUAGAAUUUUCGUCCCCGUCUUAUUCCAUGGACCCACAUGCUUAUACAGAGUUGUAAUUGAUCCGAAUCAGUCCCAAUUUUGCAGUACGUCUCGUUGCCAUUGAUAUUGUUAGAAUAUAGAUUUUAGAAUAAAAUAAAA